Prosopis cineraria is the source of this 1550-nucleotide messenger RNA. RefSeq lists its product as uncharacterized. The transcript is spliced from 6 exons. NCBI's taxonomy places the organism in Eukaryota, Viridiplantae, Streptophyta, Magnoliopsida, Fabales, Fabaceae. The record is from RefSeq and is a predicted model, not a curated record. Bases 1 to 1326 code for a protein of 441 amino acids. Gene Ontology annotation, biological process: protein transport.
AUGUUUGACUUCUUGUUUGGGUGGUCAAAAGCUUCCAGAUGUAAGAAGGUGAUCAAAAGAGCUCGGUGCUGCCUCAAGCUACUCAAGAACAGGAGGCUCGCAACAGCGAGGCUAUUACGCCAGGAUGUAGCAGAGCUCAUUAAGAAUGGCCAUCAACAUGUUGCUGUCAAUCGGGUUGAGCAAGUCAUUCAAGAUGAACGCUUAGCCGCUGCGUAUGAAUUGUUAGAUUACUUCUGUGAAUUUAUUCUUACCCAACUCUCCUAUAUCAGAAGGCACAAGGACUGUCCGAAUGACAUUAAUGAAGCAGUGUCCAGUGUUAUAUUUGCCUCAGCGAGAUGUGGGGAUGUUCCCGAACUCUGUGCCAUCAGGAAGCUCUUUGGUCAUCGUUACGGCGAGAAAUUUGCAGCAGCUGCCGCCGAACUAUUUCCUGGAAACCUAGUAAACCAUCAGUUGAAAGACAACCUCUCGGUGAAAUCUGUGUCAGAUGAUUUCAAGUACAGAAUGGUGGAUGAAAUUGCUAGGGACUACUGCCUCCAGUCAAAGCUUUUAGCUAUCGAGUACUGCCCUGAUUGGCAACAAGAACAGGUGAAAGGAAACAAAGAUAACAGUGAAGUUAGCAAGAGGGAACCUCAGAAACGAACAAGGAGGAGGUCAGUUUCACUUGAAAAACAAGGCAUAAUGGAUAUUGGAUGCAUGUUGUAUUAUCACAAGCCCUACAGAAGUCUCUCCGCUGAUCAUAAGCGUGGUGCUCAUUCCAAAAGAAAACACCAGAGGCUUUUAUCAGAAGGUAUUCAACAAUCAAGUUAUGAUCCAAAGAGAUUGAAGCAGCAUAGCUCCUCAGAAAACACUAAGAGUAGACCAUCUUUCAUUCCUAAAAUGAGUGGCUGCAGUUUGGACCACCCUUGUUUCUGUGCUUAUGAUGGUAACUUGAGUUUGGGAUUGGGAGUUUUGCCAAUGAAUCCACAGAGAGCCAUCAUAGUUGAACAAAUUCAGCAAGUUUCACGUGGAGAAUGUUUCCUUUGGAAUGAAAAUGUAUACGAACUUCGUGGAUCAGAUAGAAGUGACAAUAGUGUAGCUGUGUAUAAUGCCUUCACCUACCCAGAUUGCAAGAAUGAAAAAGAAAACAAGAGAAAAGCAGAGGCCUCAGAGCGCAUGGGCAGGUUAGCUUCAUCUGAGGUUCCAAAAAACUACAAAGACAAGAUGUUAAGGACAUAUUCAUGCCCUCCUCAUCCCAAGCAUGUUCAUCCCAAGUUGCCUGACUAUGAUGAUCUGGCUGCCAAGUUCUCUGUUCUCAAGAGAGAACUGAAACCAAAAAAUUUGCUGUAGCCACCUUCAAGUGAAGUAGAGUAGGAGGUAUAUUGCAUUCGUCAUUCAAAUUUUUGAGUAGCUUUCUGUAAGGCUAUCUAUGGAUGACUAUUUAAAGAUUCUUUGAUGGUCAUCGCUAGAUAAUUGUAGUCAUUAUCAUUUCUAGAACAAUAUGGUAAGAAUACAGCAAUCCACCCUUCUUUUCUGAUUAUUAGUGCUGUUUGGGAAAUUCGAAUAUGAGUGAG